GCGGCGGCGGCGGCGGCGAACUGCGGCGGUUGGCCCCGGACUGCUUGCACGCUCAGAUUGAGCCCGAGUCGCCCGGCAGGGAGAAGUGACUUCGCUCCCGGGCUGGUUCCAAGAAGUUAGCUAUAUCACGGUCAUAUAGCUGAUUUAUGUUGGAGCAGGACUUGAAUCCAGAUGAAUCUAAUACCUUGGACUAUCAUAGUGCUAUUUUGAUGAUUUCAAGAACAGAGCUUCGGAGCCAACACUGCUGUUCCUUUUGUUUUUGACAAAGUCUCACAGGAAGAAUAUUAGUUUCAUCUCAGAGGACAUGACCAUGCAGCCUGCAAUCCAGGUGUGGUUUGGAGAGGACCUACCUCUGAGUCCCAGGUGUCCCCUGACCCCCAGACACGGACCAGGACUGGCUGACGUCUGUCAGUAUGACGAAUGGAUAUCCGUGAGGCACGAAGCCACUCUACUGCCCAUGCAGGAAGACCUCUCGAUUUGGUUAUCAGGCUUACUGGGUAUUGACAUUAAGGCAGAAAGAUUGUUGGAAGAACUUGAUAAUGGAGUGCUGUUGUGCCAAUUAAUCAACGUUCUUCAGAAUAUGGUAAAAGCAUGCCACUCCGAAGAACCAGGGAAUUUUCCAAUGAGAAAAGUGCCUUGUAAGAAAGAUGCUGCGUCAGGUUCAUUCUUUGCCAGAGACAACACAGCAAACUUCCUUCACUGGUGUCGGCAUAUCGGGGUUGAUGAAACUUACCUCUUUGAAUCUGAAGGUUUGGUUUUACAUAAAGACCCCAGACAGGUGUACCUUUGUCUUCUUGAGAUUGGUCGGAUUGUGUCAAGAUAUGGAGUUGAGCCACCAGUAUUAGUGAAACUCGAGAAAGAAAUUGAGUUAGAAGAGACGCUGCUUAAUACCUCAGGGCCUGAAGAGUCCAUCAACAUCCCCAAAUCUUGCUGUCAGCAUGAAGAACUACACGAAGCUGUUAGACACAUUGCUGAGGACCCUCCUUGUAGCUGUUCACAUCGGUUUUCUAUUGAAUAUUUAUCUGAAGGACGGUACCGGCUCGGGGAGAAAAUACUCUUCAUAAGGAUGCUUCAUGGAAAACAUGUGAUGGUCCGUGUUGGCGGAGGCUGGGACACUCUGCAAGGAUUUCUGCUCAAGUAUGACCCCUGUCGGAUACUGCAGUUUGCUACACUAGAACAAAAAAUUUUAGCUUUCCAAAAAGGAGUUUCUAAUGAAAGUGUGCCAGAUGCACCUGCCAGAACACCCCAGCCCCCAGAAAUGAACCCUUUGUCAGCGGUUAGCAUGUUUCAGAAACAAAACUUAAAACCUGGCACGCCCGCGAGUGUGCCAAAGAGCAAGGAAAAACAGGUGCGUCCACCGGGAGUGUUGCCUCCAGCAUCCUCAGGGAAGGGUAGUCCAGCUUCCCUGUCCGCCCGUUCGAAACUCCCCGAGUCUCCAGCAUCAUUGUCCCAUGCCAGGGUCGCAUCCUCAAAGGGCAGAGCACAAAAGCCGCACGUUCCUCCCAGCACUGCGUCGCUUUCCCUGGCUUCUUUAAAUCCAGCGGGGAACAGCACCACACCAGCUUCGUCAAGCACUACAAAGUGUGCAUCGGAGCCAGCGGGAAAAUGUGUCACCGUCCCCAAGACUGCUAAGACCGUGGCUACUCCAGCCCAGAAGUCAAGAGACCUAUCUCAGUCUAGACUUUUGCCAACUAAGUCUUCUGGAAAAACUGAACCGAAGUAUUUGAAACACAGUCAUCUUUCUUCCAGGGGUGAGUCACCUAUAAAUUUAUCAUCCAAGUGUCCAAAGCUCCCUAAAGGAAACAUGCACGGAAGGCCUAACCCUUCUCUUUUCCAAUCCCCUGCAAAAGUGACCAAACCCAGUUCCAAAACCAGAGCCAUGGGUCUAGGGACGCAGACUCAGCCCCCUGGUAGAACUCUGAAACCAAGGGUCAUCUCAGCACCAAGACUUCAGUCCACCUUGAAUGUCAGCCAUCCAGCUUCUGUGUGUUCAGCGUCCUCCACAAAAGCUGCUCGGGAAGCAAAAGGUGAGAAUACAGUUUCAGUUGCCAGAAAGCAACCCCAGAGUAAGGGUACCUGCCAGAAGACAGGACCUGGCUCUCCAAAGUCUCCUGGCCGUACCCCACUGUCCAUUGUGAGUGUCCCCCAAUCUGCUGCCAAGCCAGAAACUGUCUCAAAGUUAGCACAGACUGCCGUGAAGGGCCAGUAUGCAGCUAGAGGGCCUCCCAAAAGUGGCAUGCCACCAGCGUCCACCAGGAAACCACCCUCAUCUGGGAAGGGCACAGCCAGUGGAGAUAAAAAACCGACUGCCAAGAAGAAGGAGGACGAUGACCAUUAUUUUGUUAUGACUGGAAGUAAGAAGCUUAGAAAAUAAAUACACUUGCAUCAUUUUAACAAAUCCAGGUGACCGAGCAGAAUGGGGAUCCCCUCCACCAGGACCUCAAAAGGUCUUCCUAUGUGUGUUUGUCGGGAGAGCUACAGACGUGAGGUCAAGAUGGAGGAUGAAGUCAGGAGACAGGGCUGGGUCGAGGAGAAGACUCACACGCGUUUUGUAUGUUAAUAGGCACAUGCAUGAGUUUAGAUCUGUGCCGUCUGUUAAUGUCUGCUGCUUGAGGAAAAAUGCAAACGUUCAACAACACUACUAGAAUUGUAACCAUAUAGUGGGUGUGUCUUUGAAGAGGUAUUAACUAUGGAGAUUUUCUGCUAAUAGCAACUCUGAUGCUUUUAACACUAGUUACUGUGUUCAGUCAUAAAGCAACGAUGUGUUUGGCUUUGGGGUGUACCCUCUAAACCCAGCUCUGAAGGCUGAGGCAGGACACCUGCCCGGGGUACCUAGUAAAACCCAGCCAUGGUUGACACAUGCUGUAGAAGGCACUGAAGUUAACUUUCUGGUCAGGAAUCCUGGUCCAGCAAUCCUAAGUACCGAUGGCUGCUGCUGCUGCUUGGUUUGACAUUCUGGAUUAAAUGGAAUUCUUAUUAUUUAAUUCUCUAUAACCUUUCCAUAUCAGAAGGAAAUGGGUUUUUUUAUUAAAAUUGGGCUUUUAUUAAUAUUAGUAGCAUUGUAUAAUCAAUAUUUUUGGUAAAAAAAAGAAAACCCAACCAAGUAAAUUAACUUAUUGGAACAUAACCUGAGAUUUAGUAAAAACUAAGAUAUUUUUUUAAUAUGACAACCUACACACUUUGUAUCUUAUUUUUUUAGAUGAAAUCUGCCGUAUGACAGGGAAAGAGACUUAAUAGCUUCUAGCAUAUUUCCUAUGUGUGCAGACAAGUACUUUUACAUUAAAACAAUGUGUUUUGAUAUCAGAAUUAGGUUUUAACGAUCUUAAAACUAAGAUGAUAGGGACUGGGGAUCCCUACAGUUUGGAUCCUUAACCUACAUAGAAAUGGGUGGGCAUGAUGGUCUACGUAUGUAGUCCCAGCACGCAGGAGGAAGAGAUGGGAUCUCCUGGGAUGAGCUGUCUGGUUAGACUAGGCAAACUGAUGAGCUCCAGUUUUUUUGAGAGAUGCUGACUCAUUAAAUAGAGUACUAAAUAACAAAGGAAAACACUCAAUACCAACUUCUGGUCUCUCUAGACACAUCCUUGUGUGCCUGCACAUGUGCACACACACAAAAAACUAAGAUGAUAUUAAAAGGGCCUUGAGUGAUACUAUGUACACAUUCUAUCAGGUGACUUGUAUGUCUUUUGAUAGCACACUAUCAGUUUUAAUUAGAUUCUCCAAAUUAUGUUAAUUCUCAUCAAUAAAGCCAUAUUGUACUCAGUUUUUCAGUGGCCAGCAGACAGACAGUAUGUGUGUGUGUCCAUCUGUCUGUUCUGUAAGCAGGUCCUCUUCAGGAACAUCCAGAUGAUGUAAUGACAGCAUAAAUUCCUUCCACCCACAGGGAUACUUGUAAAUAAUUUGCGUAUGGGUCUGUCACUAUUUAAAGUUUAUUAAUGUACUUUGGGAAGUUUUAAGGGUUUUAAGUAACUUUAUGGUAUUAUCAAUUGUCAUAAGUUUUAGAAAAAAAACAGAUACAGUGGUACAUGCUUGUAAUUCCAGAACUUGGGAAAUAGAGGCAGGAGGAUCAGAAAUUCAAGGUCAUCAUCAGCUGUGUACUGGAGACAUGUCUCAAGGAAAAAAAAAUGGCAUUUUGACUAUUAUAACUCCAAUGCCUUCCCUUUUCUACCUCCUUCUCAUCUUUCUUUUCCUUCAUUUUCUCUGUGAUACUGAGGAUCCAUUCUGGGACAUCUCACAUGCUAGAUAAACAUGACCACCGGGCUUCAUCUCCAGCUCCUUUACAUACAUGCAGUUCCCAAAGCCAAACAAAACAGUUUACACAGAAGGGCAAUCAUGGAGUGACUAAGCCUCUUAGCUGGCUGCUGCCGUUCUACCGACGUACAGUGAGAGAACCUUGUGUAAAAGUCAGUGAUCUUUACCCAAGGAUUAUGCUUAAAAUCAAAGAUCUACUCAGGAUAGCUUGCAAUAGAAAGCCACCGAGGUCUUGGUUUACUUCCCCUGUUCUGAGCGUUGACAAUGGCCGUAUUUACAUCUUUGAAAGCACCUCUAGUGUGUAGGAGGUGCCAAGAACAUUUCUAGUAAUCGGGAAUAUCUAACCCUCCAAAGAGGAAGGGCUGUACCUUUAUAGAGGUUAUUCCCUCAUGUAGGGGACCAUAAAUAAUUUGUGUAUCAGUAACUUCUGGGAAUUAAGAGAAAAACGUAAAUGGUAUUAUAGGCAGCCCUAGCUGUGACUCGGUAGAUUUUUACAAUUUUAAUUAUCUUUGUGUUGGGUAAUCAAGAGUAAAGAUAAUUGCUCAGGUACCCGGCAUAAAUUCUAGAAUUUAGAAUUAUUUAUUUGGAAAAUGAAGUGUAUUGGUCUGAUCUUCUGCAGAAGAGAAUUUCUCCAGCUAUAGUCAUAUAGAAUGAAUCUCUCCUUCUGUGUAGCUUGACUUUCCCAAACAUACGCUUUAUGUGAAUAAGAAAUUAAAUUCCAUGGGGCUGGAGAGGUGGCUUAGCAAUUAAGAACACUUGUUACUCUUGCAGAGGACCCAAGUUUGAUUUCUAGUACCCCCACGGUGGCUCACAGCCAUCCCGAACUCCAAAACCCCCGGUUCAGGGUGUCUGAUGCCCUCUUCUGGCCUCCCCAGGCACCAGGCAUGCAUAUGGUACACAUACAUACAUGCAGGUAAAACAUUCAUAUAUGCAAUAAAUGUAAAAAACCUUUCCCUCCCUCACAAAUUAAAACUUAAAGUUCCUUCAAGUAUAUUGUGAAAUUUUCUAAAGAGCUGAUGAAUCACUGGUACAAUUUAAAAAAAUAUAUUGUAGUUGUAUUCACUUUUUCUUAGUAAUAGUGUAAUAUUACAUAAGGUAUUUUUACGUUUAAUAUUUAAUAAAGCAAAUAUUAAGCAUAAAAUGCUGAAGUACCUGGAAGAUAUGCGUGGUUUCUUAAAAAUGGAAUGUUUUUAUUUUUCUUUGCUAUAAUUUAUGAAUGUAUAAUUAUAUAAAACAGAAAAGUGAAACACUUGUUUUUAGAUCGGCCCUCAAGUAAGGUGUUUGAAGAGUGUGCCUUCAGAAUGCUUGGAGUAAUCAGGGACCUAGAAGUGUUGUCCACAUUAUUUUUUUCUUAGACAAGAUCUCCUUAUAUAGAUGUGGCUUGCCUGGCACUCUCUAUGUAGCCCAGGCUGGCCUUGGGCUCUGUGGGGCGUUUACCCACCAACCCCACAGCUCCCCAGAGUUU
Peromyscus leucopus (white-footed mouse) is the source of this 5713-nucleotide messenger RNA. RefSeq names its product growth arrest specific 2 like 3 (gene Gas2l3). The record is from RefSeq and is a predicted model, not a curated record. The transcript is spliced from 11 exons. Gene Ontology annotation, cellular component: actin filament. The coding region runs from base 305 to 2374 and encodes 689 amino acids. Gene Ontology annotation, biological process: actin crosslink formation. Gene Ontology annotation, molecular function: actin filament binding; cytoskeletal adaptor activity; microtubule binding. NCBI's taxonomy places the organism in Eukaryota, Metazoa, Chordata, Mammalia, Rodentia, Cricetidae.